AUGGAAGAGAGUAACUCCAAUAGCAGUACCAUGAAUUCUCUCGAAACUAGGGAGGAUUUGACUUCGAUUUUACCAUACUUACCACUAAUUCUCCGUUCCUCAGCACUAUUCUGGCCGCCGCCGAUGGUGGAAGCGCUGAAAUCGCUAGCCAGAGGACCUCUUCACAGCAACGUUAACUCGGGUCAAGUUCUUUCCAUCGCCAUUUCCGACCUUCGUAAUUCUCUUAGUUUGCCCGAUUUCGCCCUCCACCCUUCCGCACUUCACGGCUAUGCCCUCUUCUUUGAUGACUUGAUGAGCAGGGAUGCUUCUGAGAAGUGGUUUGGAAAGGUGGUUCCACAACUGGCAGAUUUGCUAUUAAGGUUACCAAAUUUCUUGGAGUCAUACUAUCAAAAUGCAGUUAAUUUCAAUGGAAUGGAAACUGGUCUUCGGUUACUGGAUUCACAACAGCAGGGUAUUGUGUUUCUCAGUCAGGAAUUGAUUGCUGCUUUUCUAGUUUGCUCUUUCUUUUGCUUGUUUCCAACCACUAAUAGAGGUGCCAAACAUCUCCAAGCAAUCAACUUUGAUAAUUUAUUUGCGUGUUUAUAUGAGUCCCAUGACAUGCAACAAGAAAAUAAAAUAAAGUGCAUUGUUCACUAUUUUGAGAAGAUAUGCUCGUGUAUGCCUAUGGGAAAUGUCUCUUUUGAACGAAAAGUUCUUCCUCUGACAAAUAGCCCAUCCCACAUUUGUUUCCCAAAGGCUAAUUUUUGGAGCAAGUCUAGCGUCUCCCUUUGCCAUUUGGAGGUUCACCCUUCUGGUUUGAUUGAGGAUCAACCUGCUGAAGCUCUUGAAGUAGAUUUUGCAAAUAAAUACAUAGGAGGUGGUGCUCUUUUCCGGGGCUGUGUACAGGAAGAGAUUCGUUUUAUGAUCAAUCCAGAAUUGAUUGUUGGCAUGCUUUUCUUGCCUGCAAUGGCCGACAAUGAGUCUAUUGAAAUUAUUGGUACGCAGAGAUUCUCCGAUUACACUGGAUAUGCUUCUUCAUUCUGCUUUUCUGGCGACUACGAGGACGUCAAGGGUGUUGAUUCAAUGGCAAGGCGUAAGACAAGGAUAAUUGCAAUAGAUGCACUAUCUCGUGUCGGUAAGAGACAAUACACACCAGAAUGCCUUGUUAGAGAGAUUAAUAAGGCAUUCUGUGGCUUUUAUGAUCAAUCCAGGCGACAGCAAUACGAAAAUCUGUUUGUAGACACUGGAUUUCCGGAAGCUGAGUUUGAUGAAGGCACUAGAAACCCUCUUGGAAGUUCCACGAGAAAUAUGCCGACUUCCUUUCAAUCAAUCAAAGGAACUUCUAGUAACCAACCAACUAGGGUCAAUGAGCAGAAGUGGGAUGACAAUGAAAUCGGGAUCGCUACAGGGAAUUGGGGAUGCGGUGCUUUCGGGGGAGAUCCUGAAGUCAAAGCCAUAAUUCAGUGGCUUGCAGCGUCUCAAGCACUAAGACCUUUCAUCUUAUAUUACACAUUUGGCUUGGAGAGCUUGAGGAAGCUUGACAAUUGUGUUGCCAUUGACUCUGUUGUGGAGCUGGAUUUGGUCUCUGCUCUACAAGCCUCGGCCUUCCCAGAACUCAUUUUCACUACCGGGUCUAAACAGCAGAAGAUAAUGGCAUUCUUUUACUAUGGAGCUGCCAAGCCACCAUGCGCCAGUGGUGUUCGUCCAGGUGAGUACCCUGCGACGGAUGUUUUGAAUCCAUGGGCAGGCAAGAGGCAACCUGGCGAAAUAUUCACUUCAUUUCGAAUUGAUGUAAAGAAAGGUACAAAACUUCGGAUUGCUGAUUUUGUCCAUGGUACCGAUGGACCGGGAAACCAAAACUUUCCUCCACCUAAAGGACAGCCGAUUGAACUGUCUGCUACUGAUUUUCUUAUCCAGCAAGCUAAUCUUUAUCCUGGAAAGGUCAAUGUGGUGGCCUUGGGUCCUCUUAACAAAUAUUGCACUGGUUGCCUCUUGCCUGCCCAUGGAUUCAAAACAUUCGUUGCAGGGUACUCACCUGGACGAACACCACUGGCGCCUGUUCAGCAAAGACACAUAAUUCCAAUAACCAGUAAAAAUUGUAGUCCUAUAGCUGACUGCACUAGAUUUUCACUAUGGCAGAUUAAGAUACGUGCAAUACUUGUACAACUGGAUUUGGAUGAUGCGUUGCUGGGAAUAGACAAGAUGCUAGCAACUUUGACCAUGAAGGAGAAAUUACGGAAGGAUAAGAAGACAGUUUCUCACAUUCAUCUUCAUUUAUCAAAUACUAUUCUUUAUGAUGUUUUGAAGGAGAAUUCAAUAGCUUUUUUAUGGUUGAGGUUGGAGAAAUUGUGCAUGACUAAAAGUCUGACAAUGUAUGAUGCUUUGUAUUCAAAAGAGAAGAUGAAGCAUCUGGUUUCUGAGGCCAAGGAUGGAAAAGACCUGGUUGCUCAUGGUAGUUCUGGAAGGGGCGAAGAAAACCUCGUGGAGAACGUUGUAAGUGAAGGAGAACGCUUAGCUAUUUCUCACAUUGAGUCUAAACAUGAAGAAGAUUGGAUUCUGGAUUCAGCAUGUGUGUUUCAUAUGUGUCCUAAUAAGGACUUGUUUGCUACAUAUGAAACUGUUUCCAAAAGUGUCGUGGUUAUGGGAAACAACGUGUCUUGUCGGUUUGCUGGAAUUAACACAGUUAGAUUGAAGCUUUUGGAUGGUACAAGUAGAACACUUGACCGGUUCGACAUGUUCCAGAUUUGA
Molecule: messenger RNA, 2727 nt
Organism: Fraxinus pennsylvanica
Lineage: Eukaryota; Viridiplantae; Streptophyta; Magnoliopsida; Lamiales; Oleaceae
Source: the annotation of a GenBank genome assembly